AUGACGAGACCGACGACAGAGGCGAAAGAGGAGGUCAUCGGCAUAGAUCUCCGUCGCCCGAAGAAUGGCGCGCUACAGGAGGAGAGCUCGGCGCUGAAAGAGCAGACGAGUAAAGUCGGCGGCGGAAUCCUCCACUCGCUGUGGAAAGAGAAGAAGGAGGAGGAAGGCGGCGAUAAGUUUCCUCCCUCGCCGACGGACAGAGAGAAGACAAAGGGUGCCGGACUGGGGCUGCCCUCCAAACCAUCCGGCCAGAUGCUCGCCGGUGAUGGACGAGACGGAGAAGCCUUGACGUGCCGUGGGAGCUAG
Molecule: messenger RNA, 306 nt
Organism: Linum trigynum
Lineage: Eukaryota; Viridiplantae; Streptophyta; Magnoliopsida; Malpighiales; Linaceae
Source: the annotation of a GenBank genome assembly